UUUGCUUUUGAGUUUAUUGUUAAGUUGUGUAGAUAUUAAGCUGCAUACUGAUUUGAGUUAUUAUGGCCUGGGCUCCGUCAACUAGCUUUGAGGAUGAUUUGGUUAAUUUCCAGCCCGAUUUCGAUUUGAUACAUGGCCAGUUGGCGUACGAGGCAAAACGGAGGCAGGAGUUUAUUCCACGUCCAAAGUCGACGUACGAGUAUCUUGCGAAUCGGCAGAGGCGAAACGCGGAGAUCGACAAAGUGAAUGCAUCCAAGUCGAAAGAGAUUCGCGGCAGUCUGGCAAUGAUGGAGCGCAUCCAGGAAAUUGCCGGCACAAAGCCAUUGGGCGAGCACGCGACCAUGGCCGAUUGGGAUGACACGAGCACCGUGGAGAAGGAGGCUAUCUCCAUGAUGCGACAUUUUGGCAUGAUGUCCAUGAUGGAUGGCACACUCGAAGCGCCGCGAACUGCGCCUGAGCCUUUGCCAGAGGGCAAUAUACACAUUAUACGCAAUGGACGCCGCAGCUUUCCAUUGAUCCUCGAUCCGAACUACUUUGAGCCUGGCAGGAAGCGCCAAAAUAGUAUGUCCAAUACGAGCAGCGACAGCAGCAGUCAAGAAAUGUAUGACGAGAUCCCGAACGAAUUGCUCGAAGAAACAACAUCGAUGGAAACGAAAUCGCAGCAAAAGAGGAAAACCAAAUAGAAGAAAUGGAGGAGGAGAACCAAAUAGAAGAAAUGGAGGAGGAGAACCAGAUAGAAGAAAUG
Molecule: messenger RNA, 745 nt
Organism: Drosophila grimshawi
Lineage: Eukaryota; Metazoa; Arthropoda; Insecta; Diptera; Drosophilidae
Exons: 2
Coding region: 63-683 (206 amino acids)
Source: RefSeq, a predicted model, not a curated record